CGGCACUUGCUAGAGAGGGUUAAGUCGUCCCGGGAGCAUCUCAAGUCGGCGGCUGAGGCUUUGGCGGCGGCGGGCGACAUGGACAACGCAGGGAAGGAGCGAGAAGCGGUCCAGCUGAUGGCGGAGGCCGAGAAACGAGUGAAGGCCUCCCACUCCUUCCUGCGAGGGUUGUUCGGAGGAAACACGAGAAUAGAAGAGGCAUGUGAAAUGUAUACCAGAGCCGCAAAUAUGUUCAAGAUGGCCAAGAAUUGGAGUGCUGCAGGAAAUGCGUUCUGUCAAGCCGCCAAGCUCCACAUGCAGCUUCAGAGCAAACAUGACUCUGCUACCAGCUUUGUGGAUGCUGGAAAUGCUUAUAAGAAGGCAGACCCUCAAGAGGCUAUCAACUGCUUAAAUGCAGCCAUCGACAUUUACACAGACAUGGGAAGGUUUACAAUCGCAGCCAAGCACCACAUCACGAUUGCAGAGAUCUACGAGACUGAGCUUGUGGACAUUGAGAAGGCUAUUGCACAUUAUGAGCAGUCUGCUGAUUACUACAAAGGAGAAGAAUCUAACAGCUCUGCUAACAAAUGUCUGCUGAAGGUGGCAGCCUAUGCUGCACAGCUGGAGCAGUAUCAGAAAGCCAUCGAGAUCUACGAGCAGGUAGGAGCAAAUACAAUGGAUAACCCCUUGUUGAAGUACAGUGCGAAAGAUUACUUCUUCAAGGCAGCGCUCUGUCACUUUAUCGUGGAUGAGCUGAAUGCCAAGCUUGCUCUUGAGAAAUAUGAGGAAAUGUUUCCAGCAUUUACUGACUCCAGAGAAUGUAAAUUAUUGAAAAAACUUCUAGAAGCUCAUGAAGAACAGAACAGUGAAGCUUACACUGAAGCAGUGAAGGAGUUUGACUCAAUAUCACGCUUGGAUCAGUGGCUUACCACCAUGUUACUUCGUAUCAAGAAGUCUAUCCAAGGGGAUGGAGAAGGAGAUGGAGACCUCAAGUGAAACGCUGACAUCUUUUAGGCGAUGGAGACCUCAAGUGAAACGCUGACAUCUUUGUGGCAUGCAGUUCAUUCCUUUUUAGUUUUGUCUUCGGGCAAAGUGAUCUUUCUGGGAUGCCCAUUUAAUGACAACUUUGUUGUAAAUAAGCCACACAGUUUAUCUAUUGUUUCAGCUCGCCAUAUUUAUGUUACUGUGAGAAUGGGAGGCCUCUAUUUACUUUGUGGUUAUGACAUCCGAAGUGUAUAAUGCUUAUCAGAGUCCUCAUAGUUUUCUAAGAAGUACUGCCGAAUCUUAUUCCUGUUCUUCUGGUGUUUUCAGGGCCCGAGUUCAGUAUUGUCAUGUGUUUUUCCUUUUAUCCUAAACUCGGAUACUCAAUCCAGUUUUUAGAUACUGGAUGGACCCUUUACACAAGUGGCAUAGUUUAGAUUGUUAUUUAGGAAAACGUUUGUAAUUCAGUAGAAACCGUUUGGCUUUCUUUUACAGUUAUUUUGAUGGUGCUAGUGAUGAAUUCAUUUGCUUUUUAUUUUGCCCCAUAAGCUCACAUAUACAUGGCAAACACUGAGAACAGCUGGGAUCUGUUGGCAUCACUUGCAUUAUAAGGGCAAAGAAUUUGCUGGCAGGUGUUGUGGUCCUGUUUACUGUAUGGAUGAAUGUUAAGGUAGAUUUCAGUGAUUUUUGUUUUGUUUUGUAACUUGUACACAACCUAUGAAAAAUGGAUUUUUUUUCCCUUCCCGAGAGUUUACACUCUUAAUCAUAAUGGCAAUCCCUUCUUCAAAAAAUAUUUUAACUGGUGUCUUUGUUCUCACAUUUAUACACUUCUCCCAUUGUCUUCUGGGCCAUGGUCAUGCCAAGCUUGAGCAGAGCUGGACUGAAGUUUCCAGCUAAUGCUUGAGACUGUGUGAUUAAGUGUCUUUUGUUGGACAUGGUGGUUAAGUGGGGGUCAGUGUGGCAUAAGAAUUUGUUAUAUGUGGUUGGAUAAGAACCUUACCUGUGUCUGAUGGUCCCUGGUUUAAUUUUCAACUGGUGAUUUCACUUGUAUGAAUUUUGCUGUCCAUUUGAUUUAUAUAAGAUGUAUGAUGUUAUUUCGGAUUUUGACCCUCCCUGCUACUUUAUAUGCUGAUACAGUACUGUAGACAUGGCCUUGCUUCCUGAGUCUCCUGUGCAUAUCUGUAUGCUGAUGAUUUGUGCUUGGAGAGCAUGCGUUACUAGAAAUACUUUGUAGUCCUAAGUGCUGCUGUCAUGUGACAGACAAUGAAACUGGUGAUUAGUCAGGUGUGAAAUGGCACUAGAAUGGUGUUUUCAUCUUUGGAUGGCUCUAGAGUAGGGUUGGUGGCUCUUACUGUGCAAUGGUGGCUGUGCCAGGUCCAGGGCAAAAGAGGAGAGUUUGAGAACUGAUAAGAAAGUCAGAUCUUUCACACGUGAAAGUAGCAGGAUGGGCCUAGAGACAUGGUUCCUGCUCUUCCAGGGGCUCAAGUUUGAUUCCCAGAACCCAUGGUGGGUGGCUCAAAACCACCUGUAACUCCAGUUCCCCCAGGAGUUCUGUACUCUCUUCUUCCCUCAAUAAGUACAUGCAUACAUAUGAAUACGUACAGAUAAAUGAAUAUAUACAUGUAGGCAAAACACUCAUGUAUAAAAUAAUGAAUCUCUUAAAUUAUUUUCAAGGAAAAAUUAAUAGGAGAUAAAGUUGAAAUUGGUCCCAUGAGGACAGGUAGUAGGUGUCUGUCAGGCACUGUGAAGACUCGAGCUCUGUCAUGGUUCUAACAGAGUGUGUGCAGGAAGCUCAGAGGCCUUUGUGUGUCUGGAAAAGAGGGAAUAUGCCCAAGAAUCUGAUGAGGAUUCCUUUUUCUUUCAAUGCUUUUUGGAUUUUCUGAAUGAUAACUGGCUGUACCAAAGGUAAAAUUUGCACUCGAGCCUAAUAGAUCCUUCUUGACUCCAUUAGAAUCUCUGAUGAAAAGACAGAGAAAAGUGAGUUAUUGGGACUAGAGAGAUAACUUCAUCCACUCUUCCAGAGGGUCCAUGUUUAAGUCCCAGCAAUCAUAUGGAGACUCAAAGCUGUCUGUAACUCCAGUCCUAAGGGACCCAUCAUCCUCUUCUCACCUCCACAGGCACCAGGCAUGCAUGUGGUGCACAGGCGUACGUGUAGACAGAACACUCGUGCACUUAAAAUAAGGCUUUUUAAAACUCUGGUUUAUAGAAUAAGGCAUGUAAAUGGCUGUAAGUGAGUUCUGAUGGGAGAGCAUUUGAACACUGGCCAGUCUCUGUACUCUGCCCUAAUUCAAUCUUCUGGGGUGACCAUUUAAAAUCCACAUGGUAUCUUGAAAGACACUUUGGUGUCAUGAUUCCUUAACAUACCUAUCUAGAGAAGUGUUGGGUUUUUGAAGUAUUAUUUAUAUUCUUCCAAUCAGUUAUUUGCUUUUACUGAAGUUAAGUGCUUGGACAAGCAUCAUGGACACUUGUAGUCCUAUAGUAUUUAAGAGGAUAAAGUUUAAGGAAGUCAGGCUGGAUUACAAUGUGAGACCUUAUCUCAAAAAAAAAAAAAAAAAAGGCUGAGAUCAGUCAGUGCUUGGGUUUAUUGUGUCCCAGCACUUAGGAGGCUGAGGCAGUAAGAGUAUACUAAGAACAGACCUGGCAGAAGGUAAAGAAUGAGGAAAAUGUCUAGACAGUAGUAUGCAAGCUUACUUCCUCCAAAUGUCCUGUAGAUACAGGGCAGUACACUGUCUCAAGAUGCCUAGGCUUAGACUUUCAAGGUCUCUAGAAUAUUAAGAACAAAACACAGUGAUCAUUUGUUACAGUUCUCGUACUUGAAUCUUGGGAAAGUUGAUGGUUAUGUCAGUCGAAAAGCUUUGCUUUUGUGGCAACAUUUUUAUAGCUUGUGUGAAUUCUUUUUAUUUAAUGACAUAAAACAGUAUUUUUGCACAGUUGUAACCAUGUGUGGUGGUGUCACUCUAACCAAAGUAUAUGCACCAGCCCUUGUGCAUUUAUUGUUCCCUCUGGUGUGCACUUAAAAUGUCCAAAUACAAACCUUUGUGACUGUUGGAGGAUCUGGCAGCACAGCAUGCCCGUGACCUGUCUGCUGCAGUGUGAGCUGGGACCCGUAGCAGGCCCUGUGAAGUCCUGAGUUGCUCUCAGGCAAGGGAUCACAUUAUAAAAGCUAACCAUGUAACAAUAAAUCUACCUAAGCUGAAAGGAUGUUUUAUGUGAACCUGUACAGUAAAUAAAGUGGAAAUUAUCAGUAA
Molecule: messenger RNA, 4208 nt
Organism: Mesocricetus auratus (golden hamster)
Lineage: Eukaryota; Metazoa; Chordata; Mammalia; Rodentia; Cricetidae
Gene: Napb
Product: NSF attachment protein beta
Exons: 11
Coding region: 79-975 (298 amino acids)
Biological process (GO): intracellular protein transport; synaptic transmission, glutamatergic; regulation of synaptic vesicle priming
Cellular component (GO): synaptobrevin 2-SNAP-25-syntaxin-1a complex; terminal bouton; vacuolar membrane
Molecular function (GO): syntaxin binding; soluble NSF attachment protein activity
Source: RefSeq, a predicted model, not a curated record